GUAAAACCUAAUUGUAAUUUUCAGGUUUGAUGUUGGAGAACGAGAGGGUGAUCUUCGAGCGAAUGGAUGCAAAAACUCCAAUGUCUAAGUACUGGAUGCCUCUGGUAUGGGCGACGAACAUCAUAAAUCGAGCACGAAAGGAAUCGCUCAUCACCAGUGAUCAGAUCGUGCAGACUUUACUCACAGAACUCUCUGUGAUCAGACAAAAACUGGGCUCCUUGAUAGGUUACGAUACAGUCUGCGUUCCAUUAGUUUACACUCAAGUAGUAACAUUGGCACUAUACACGUACUUCAUAGCAGCUCUCAUGGGAAGACAGUUCAUACCAGAUGCUCCUCAACCUGUUGGGAAAUUCGAGGAUCCAGACAUGUAUUUCCCAUUUUUCACAGCUUUACAGUUCUGUUUUUACGUGGGAUGGCUGAAAGUUGCCGAAGUGCUGAUCAAUCCCUUCGGUGAAGACGACGACGACAUUGAGCUGAAUUGGCUCAUCGACAGGCACAUCAAGGCUAGUUACAUGAUCGUCGAUGAAAUGCACGAGGAGCAUCCGGAAUUGUUGAAGGAUCAGUUCUGGGAUGAUGUCGUCCCCACAGAUCUUCCUUAUACCGUGGCUUCGGAGCACUGCAGAAGGGAAGAACCUAAAGGUUCUGCUGAGAAGUAUAAGGUGAAGACGGCGGACGCUUUGUACGCUAAUCUUCAGGUUCCUUCCAGGAAGAUCAUUAUUGACGAUAUGUACGCAGAUUACGAGAGCGUGGACACGCCGAUCGUUCAAAGGCGGAAGAGUCCAAGUUGGAUCAAUAGGAUUUCGAUAUCGAGGCCACGCGGAUCCGUUAGAUCCGCCUCUACUGCGUACUCUUCAGGUGGUCUCUUCUCGAGGCACAGAGGGAACUCGGUAUACGCGGAAACAGCAGGACAACUGCCUCAUCAGCAGCAGCCGAAAAUGUCCAUUUACGAUAGGCUGGUCAGAAGGUCGGGUCGCAACAAGAAUCAUACGAAAACAGUUAAGAGUCGACCGAGGAUUCCAACGCCUGACGUGACCAAGGAAGUGGUGGACAGGGAGAACCGUUUGGCGCAGAACGCUGUACACAUGCAGAAUCAAAUUUCGCCAAAUGUUACAUUGAUGGCGCAUCAGCUGCAAGGAGCUUGUCCUAAUGAUGUUCCGAUGGUGCAGGUGGUGUUGUCACCUAUACAAGAGCUCGAUGGAAGCGGUUCUGUUAACAACACUUUGCAUGCCGGGCAACCUGGAACAGCUGCUUUAGCUCAAGCCGUUCUUUCGCCAGGUUUAGGUCCUGUGUUGACUAAGCCAAUAACUGUCUCGCAGUUAACUAGUUUAGGUUUAGCUAAAGUCACGAGUAGUCCGCUUCUGACUAAAGCAGUUGCUAUCAAUUCGAGUCCGCUCUUCGCUAGAGCCGUAGCUGACACCUCUCAGCCCUCCACUCUGAUAGAGUACACGCCCGAGGGUUUGGUCAAGGUCACGAAGAGUCCUCUUUUACAAGGUGCGGAUUCGUUACAUGACAGUCCGUCCUCCGGGAAAGCUCUCACGGACGACGGAUACACUUCAGAUGGUUUGACCAAAGUCACCAACAGUCCUCUGUUCACCGGCGUCGAUCAAUCCUGCAUGCUAGCAGAGUAUACUUCAGAUGAUGAGAUGAAGCAGAAUAUCAGCAGCAGGAGCAGCAACGCUUCGAAUCACACGAACGCUUCGAACGACACGAAGGAGGCCACCGAUACCACGGCCUCCCUCACAUCCAACGGAAUCGGAAUCGAAUCCGAGAGGAAGAUAUCCAUGAACACGCCGAGUACAUUAUCCAGUCCGCACUUGGAGUUUCUGAGCUCACCGAGCGACAACGCCAGCAGGAAGACCUCGGUGGCCUCGCAGAGUUCAUCACCGAAACGCGAAGUGUACGUUUGAUGAACGUCCAACUCUAGUUUCAUGCGAUAUAUAGUGAUAUAUGUAAUUGUGUUUUUGUGAUAUUUUAGAUUUUACAUUGUUAUUAAGUUAUAAAUAUCCUCCCCUACUACCCCUUGACUAUAUUCUUCACCACAAAACGAAUUGCGCUGAAAGUUGGCUAUGAAUCGACCAAAACUAUUAUCCACCGACCAACAAACUUGAUAAAACUCAAUGAUGAUCAAGACAAGAUUAUAUAACAAUAAGAUUCCUACUUUCUACUUGAUCAUGAUCAUAACAAUCCUAAAGUAAAUCUUCUGUUGAUAUAUACAAAAUUAGAAAUGCGAUUGUUUGGGUUUGAUUGUAAUGUGAUGCUUUUGCAUUUUAUGUUAAAAUGUGCGGAACGUAUUAUUUUAUUGGGAUAG
Nicrophorus vespilloides is the source of this 2308-nucleotide messenger RNA. RefSeq lists its product as uncharacterized. The transcript is spliced from 6 exons. Gene Ontology annotation, molecular function: chloride channel activity. NCBI's taxonomy places the organism in Eukaryota, Metazoa, Arthropoda, Insecta, Coleoptera, Silphidae. Bases 30 to 1907 code for a protein of 625 amino acids. The record is from RefSeq and is a predicted model, not a curated record.